Cylas formicarius (sweet potato weevil) is the source of this 2166-nucleotide messenger RNA. RefSeq names its product GTPase-GDP dissociation stimulator vimar (gene vimar). Gene Ontology annotation, biological process: positive regulation of GTPase activity. The record is from RefSeq and is a predicted model, not a curated record. The transcript has 3 exons. The coding region runs from base 181 to 1992 and encodes 603 amino acids. Gene Ontology annotation, cellular component: cytosol. Gene Ontology annotation, molecular function: protein binding; guanyl-nucleotide exchange factor activity. NCBI's taxonomy places the organism in Eukaryota, Metazoa, Arthropoda, Insecta, Coleoptera, Brentidae.
ACAAUGAAAUAGCGAGACAUUUUAUUCACAACGAAAACAAGCGAAACGGCAAUAGAAACCGACAAACAUCUUCGCUACGAUUUUUAUUCUGUGAGUGAGCAGAUUCGCAACAUCCAACGAGUAUUCUGUAAUGAUCUCGCCUGUCAAAAUUUAACCAAAAAAUCGCUCGCGAACCGCAAAAUGGAGAACGUCGUAGCUUGCAUAAAUUCCGCGAUCGAGUCGCGAAACGACCGCGAACUGACAAAGAAUCUGAAGUGGUUGCUGGACCAGGCGGGCACUCUGACGCUGAAGGACGCGGGUUUCGUCAGAACGUUGUUAAACUAUCCGGCGGUACAGGUCAGGACGGCCGUGUCGGACGUCAUUGCCGAAUACUGCAAGCGAUCGGAAAACCGAAAGCUGUUCACGGACCGCGAGAUCGUCGAAAAGCUGACACGGUUCGCGGAAACCGAGGGCGAGUUGCGCGUCGCGUCGGUCCGUGCCCUCGCCAACAUUUGCUACGAAAACGAAGAGGGCUGCGGUCUGAUCGACGACAUCGACGCGAUCUUUUCGCUGUUGCAAAAGGCGCGAGACGAUGAUCCGUUCGCGACAAAAGUCUGCGGUUUGCUCGUCAAUUUGUUGCACGGCCGCGACGGACUCUGCGAGGCGGCGUUGCGGGCGGGCGUUCUGCCAGCGAUCGAAAGGCUGCUCGCGAAAUACAAAGACGCGCCACCCGGACUACAAAACGAACUCUCGGUCGUCCUUUUGUUGUCAGUGCUGAACGCCCUCGCGGAGUACACGGACGACACGGAACACGUAUUUAGUGACGCGACGAUCGCGUCGGUCGCGGAUAUUUUCAAAUGCUCGGACAGUUUGGAAACGUGCGUGUCGUGUUUGGAACUGUUCUCCGCGUUGUGCGAAAAGGACAACGUGAAACGCGUACUCGCCGAACGGGGCGUCUGCGACCUCUUGUAUAAUCUCAUCGAAAAGUACAGGGACAAAUUGGACAGCGACGCGGACUGUAGAUCGGUGCUGAGGAUGGCGUGUGACGUCAUAGUGCUCGUGCUCACCGAUGACGCGUGCAUGAACCUGUUAUAUGACGAGGGGCGGGGCAAGACUUACGAAAAUAUGUUGACUUGGCUCGACUCGGAGGACCCCGAUCUGUUGAGCACGAGCGUGUUGGCACUGGGAAAUUUCGCGCGCAGAGACACCCACUGCAUCGAAAUAGUCGAUCGCGGGGUGUCGAAGAAACUGAUAACUUUGCUCGGCAAGUACAACGAAAGCUCUAGUCUCGAAGACGUCAACGUGCAACACGCGUUGCUCAGCACGCUCAAGAACCUCGUCAUACCGAAGGAGAACAAGAGACGCGUCUUGGACGAGGGUGUAAUCGAGAUUAUGUAUCCGAUGCUCAAGCUCGACAACAACAUGGUGGUGUUUAAGUUGUUGGGCACGUUCCGGAUGCUCGUCGACGGGCAGCGGGACGCCGCGUCCGACCUGGUUUCGCGUCGGGACUUCAUCGAGAGGUUGGUUUACUGGUGUUACAACUCCGAUCACUUGGGCGUCAGGGGCGAAGUGCCGAGGAUUUUCUCGUGGCUCGUGAAAAACUGUCACUCUGCGGAUUUGUUCCCGACGUUCGUGUCGAUCAAGGAUAGCGUCGGCUGCAUUGUCGACAUGAUCGUGUCGAACCACGCGGUGAUGCAGAACGAAGCGUACAGCGCAUUGGGUCUGCUGUGCGCGGGGUUAUCGGAGCCCCAUCUCGGACGUUUUUACGAAUCGUUGAUAAACGCGGAACUAGAAUCCAAACUCCGUUUCAUUACGACGAAAUACGGCGCCAAGUGGAACGCAGAGACCAUCGAAAACUUGCUCGGUUUGCUGGAACGUUUGUCGGCAUCCGAAAAGGUCGUAGCCCAAUUGCGAGACUCGGACUACGCCGACGUCCUGAUCAGACUGAAGGACAACCCGAACGCGAAGAACCCCGACGAAAUCGAUAGACUGGUUGAGAAGUUUAAAAAGUAAGGGGCUUCCCGUUCCGUCGCGGUUCCAGGGCCGGUGUUCAGGUCCCCAAUUAGCCGGUAGAGGUUGCCGAAGAGUUUUCUCCAGAAUUUCACAUUGUUCCGCUUCGAGUUUUGCCCUCACGACACCCGCGUCUCGUUUUUGUAUCGCAAAAUGUACAACGUUUCGACAUUACAU